GUCCUUUCAUUUUUGGUGUUUAAUGUGACGAACUGCCGCCUGUUCAUCCACCGUCGAUAAUACUGCAGCUCUUUUCCUCAGCUCCAUUUCGAAAUUUGUAGCUUGGGCCCAUUAACUACAAUGAAAAUGGAGUAACUGGGUGUUACAAAUGGCUCUAGAUUUCUUAGGUGGAUGUUUAGGUGGCUUUGCAGGAAUAUUGAUAGGGCAUCCAUUUGAUACUGUUAAGGUUCGUUUGCAAAGUCAAGAUGCUGCAAAUAGCAGGUACAAGGGAACAAUCGACUGUUUCAUCAAAAUCGUGAAGCAGGAAUCCGUUCGUGGAAUGUACAAGGGAAUGGCUUCUCCAAUGAUUGGCCAGGUUGUAAUCAAUGCAAUCGUGUUUGGCGUUCAUGGUAACACUCUUCGAAGAUUGAAUGAUAAGAGAGCUGUUGGAAAUUUUAUUGCUGGUGGGCUAGCAGGAGGUGUUCAAACAUUUGUUUGCUCGCCAAUUGAGCUGAUCAAAACCAGAAUGCAACUACAGGGCCAAGGAGAAUCUCGCAAAUUUAAAUUUGUCAAGAAAAACGACUUAUUCCGCUACAGCGACCCUGUUGACUGCAUGACAAAGAUUUUAAAAUACGAAGGAAUGAGAGGUUUCUUUAGAGGAUUCUACUGUACAUUGUUACGCGAGGUUCCAUCGUUUGCUGUUUACUUCUCAUCAUAUUAUGCACUCUGUGAAAAACUUGGAGCAAACAAAGGAACACUUAGCAUUCCAAAAUUAUUCUUAUCAGGAGGGAUAAGUGGAAUUCUUGCCUGGAUUGUAUCUUACCCAUUUGAUGUUAUCAAGACAAGGCUGCAGGCUGAUGGAAUGGGGAAAAUGAUUUAUACUGGGAUUUUGGAUUGCAGCUUGAAGAGUUAUGAGAGAGAAGGGCUUAAAGUUUUCUUUAAAGGAUUAAAUGCCACCCUACUAAGAGCAUUCCCAACAAAUGCAGCCACUCUGGCAACUGUGACUGUAUUUUUAGAGAUAGUUGAGCCAGAACACUUUGAAGAAUUCUUUAGACCAUCAGAUCAUUAUAACUAUGAGCAUGUACAUUCUGGCUGGUCCAUUUAGUAGGUUAGAUAUUUCAGAAUAACUAUCAUAAAGAUUUGACCAAUGAAUUGCUGAGUUGAAUGUAAUUACACUUCUUAUGAUACCAAUCUCCUAUUCCCUGCAUUAUAACUAAAAAAUAAUGAAUGAUGAUAAUG
Molecule: messenger RNA, 1218 nt
Organism: Rhopilema esculentum
Lineage: Eukaryota; Metazoa; Cnidaria; Scyphozoa; Rhizostomeae; Rhizostomatidae
Product: mitochondrial basic amino acids transporter
Biological process (GO): mitochondrial ATP transmembrane transport; mitochondrial ADP transmembrane transport; mitochondrial L-ornithine transmembrane transport
Cellular component (GO): mitochondrion; mitochondrial inner membrane
Molecular function (GO): ATP:ADP antiporter activity; high-affinity L-arginine transmembrane transporter activity
Source: RefSeq, a predicted model, not a curated record